AUUGUUGCUAACCUGACCGUUCGUUCAAACAACUGGUAACAACAAAAUCAGUUUGUUUGGUCGUAAAUUGGCUGAAAUUGUUUACAAAAUGGGAAGGUAUAAAUGUGCCUACAGCUGUGAAAGCUCCAGCGAUUCAGAUAUGAAGUUUUUUAAGUUUCCACUUUACCAUCCCCGAAAACUCAAGAAAUGGCUUACCAACAUGAAGUGGAAGGACUGGACCCCGUCCCGCUUCUCUGCGCUGUGCAUCAACCAUUUCGAGGAGCAGUGCAUUGACAGAACAGGCAAAUGUGUGAAACUCAAACAAGAUGCAGUUCCCACCAUAUUUCCACCCCCUGAUGACACACAGAAAAAGGCAUCCAUCAAACCAAGAAGUAAGAGAACAAAGGCACAUGGUAAAGCCUCACAGACGAGCGCAGCUCAGUCUCUGACAACCGCCCCCGCCUCGGCAAAGCGAAACGUCCAGAGCAAAGAGACCAGCCCGGCAGAGGAAGAGCCUGCAGGAGGCAAAGACUCAAAAAAGUCUGACAAAUGGAGGAUUAUAGUUGAUGAAGGGCUGAUGAAGAUUGAGUCAUUUCCCCAUUUCUUCCAUGGAGAUUACUGUGUACCACGGGAUAUUCAGUGGGCUCCAGAUGAUAAUUUCAAUACAGAAUGUAAAGAUCCUGAAAACAUGAUAGAGGUCAAAGAGCCGUGGCAGUGGCUUGGUCUGGAUGUCAGAGGACCCCUGCCUCAAACACUGAACGGACACAAAUACAUUUUAACUGUGACAGAUUAUUAUUCCAAAUGGGUGGAGGCUGUGCCCAUGCAGUCGUGCCUCCCUCCACAUGUGGCGAAACACAUCGUAGAUAUCAUCUCCCACUUUGGAUACCCGCUCAGAAUCCUCUCCAGACUGCCUCAUGACAUAGUCCACAAAAUCAACAGAGAGCUAAAAGAUCAGCUGAAGGUCACUGUCGCUCUUGUCGUCUAUCAUCAGCAGACCGGCACUGCAGAUUUGAUCACACAGCAGCUGAUUGACAGGAUGGUCAGUGAUCUAAUAGAAGAGCAUGCAGCUGAGUGGGAUGUCUUCCUGCCUGCCAGGGUUUUCAGUCUGUGUUUCAAAGAGCACUCAAACACCAAGGAGAGGCCUUUUUCAGUGCUCUGCUGUAGAGGACUGGAGCCUGUCCAGUCCCCCAGAGGACUGAAUUACGCUUAUUCCAAACUCAGAGAGAGUGCUUUCGUGGUUAGAUAGAUGUUUGAAGUUUAUUGGGUCAGUGAAAGUAGAAACCAAACCAGUCUUUAUGAACAGACAGGAAGGAAGAAUAUUUUUGGGACAUGGAAGUGUUCUGACUCAGUCAAGGACUGUUAUGUAGAAGUGCUGGUGCACCACAGGGUGAAGGAACACAGGAACCCUGGUAGUUUGACCAGGAUGAAGACUUUGCUGGCUGGAGAUACUGGAGAUAAAACAGCAAAGAUAAACAGCAACUAACACAGGACUCAACCUCUUCAGUCUAAAAUAAGUUUUGGCUUUGACUUUUUCGCUUUUUUUUGACCCGUCAACUCAAUACAUGGCUGUUUUCAGUUGACUUUUUUGUCAUAUUUUUGAUGUCAAAUUGUAAAAUGCAAUGUAAUGACUGAGCAGUUUGGUACCAGAGAGGAAGCCAACAUCAGAUCAGCUGAGCCCAUGGAUUUCUUUUAUUACCAAAAAAGUCAUUGUUAGUCCAGACAAUCCAGGCAAUUUAAGGCUGUUUCUUUUGUCUAUGAAAACAAAAAACAUGCCAAUAAACUUGUCUUUAAAAAUAAUGAGACAGAAAUA
Messenger RNA from Lates calcarifer (barramundi perch), 1789 nucleotides. RefSeq lists its product as uncharacterized. The record is from RefSeq and is a predicted model, not a curated record. Bases 89 to 1225 code for a protein of 378 amino acids. The transcript has 12 exons. Lineage: Eukaryota; Metazoa; Chordata; Actinopteri; Centropomidae. Gene Ontology annotation, molecular function: nucleic acid binding. Gene Ontology annotation, biological process: DNA integration.